Molecule: messenger RNA, 552 nt
Organism: Pneumocystis carinii B80
Lineage: Eukaryota; Fungi; Ascomycota; Pneumocystomycetes; Pneumocystales; Pneumocystaceae
Exons: 3
Coding region: 1-552 (183 amino acids)
Cellular component (GO): cytosol
Molecular function (GO): RNA binding
Source: RefSeq, a predicted model, not a curated record
AUGACCAGAAAGAAAUUCGGAAAACCUGUCCGAGGAGGGGGAAAAUGUUUUUCUACAGAAUUAAUGUUAAAUCAAGAUGGGACAUUACAAACAGAUACAACUCCUAAAACAUGGAGAGAAAUCGAGGAAACAUCAAGCGAUUCAGAAGAUUCCGGAAAAAAUACUAGCGAUUCUGAUAUAUCUAAUUCAGAGAAUCAAUCAUCCUUUUUUAAGCGAGAAAAAAAGGAAUCAAAAAGUUCAUCUCAACCUAUUAUUGAAGUUCAAAAUCCAAACCGUGUAAAAAAACAGAAUUUCAAGCCUUCUGAUCUUUCAAAACAAGAAUUCCAAGAAUUAAGUCGAAAAGAUCGCGAUGCUCUUGAAAAAAGAAUAGCAAAAGAACGAUAUGAAAAACUUCAUUCGGAGGGGAAAACUGAAAAAGCUAAGGCGGAUCUUGCAAGACUUGCGAUUGUACGGAAAGAACGAGAGGAAAAAGCACGACAAAGGAAAGCUGAACAAGAAGCAAAAGAAACUGCAGCACAAGCACGCACAGAAAAAUUUCUAAAGCUUAACUAA